AUAGACAGUUAACAGUUGCUGGAGAAGACAUGUUUUUCUUCACUCAUAUUGUUAUAUCAGACUGGAAUAAAGUGGCAGAAACACCCAUCUCAACAGGAGCAGACUUCCCUUUACUUAGAACACUGAAAGGCAACAACCUCUUCAUGGGAAUGGAAGCUAUGGGCUGUGGCACUGGGCUUGAGAUUUUGUAAGGUUUGAAGUCGGAAAUGCCUGUCAGGGUGGGAUCUGGUGGAAAAUGUAUUGGUCUUAGUUCUGCCUCUGGAGUUUCAGAUAAGAAUAUCCUUGAGCACUGCAAUCUGGGUUUUAGAUAGAAACCAUCUUUGUGAGCAGGAAUCCUUGAGUAUGAGAAGCUUCAACAUUAAGAUUUGUCACCUGGAGAUAUCUUUACCCUUUAGGUAUAGUGUUAUCCAUGUGCCUGUAAACAACCCCUCCUCCACACUCCUAUAAGUAACCCCAGUAAAACUGACCACGUGACCAAGCUAGACCUGAGUAGAGUCUCUUCUACUCUAUCUCUGGUAAACACACAUUCCUCCCAGGUAAGGUUUAUAUAGGAGGCUUCCCCCUGCCUGACCUCAACUGAUCCCGGCAUUGUGAAGCAAAGGCAAGCACAGUGAUGUCACAGACCAUUGUUUCAUCCUCUCUUUUUCUGGCCACCCUAGACCUGGAUCAGCCUUUUCUACUGGCACCCAGAGUGAAGAGGUCCACUUUAUCAAGCAGCCUACAGGCCAUCUGCAGCCCAUGGAUGUCAAUGGAUAUCCAAAACCCCAGCCCUCCCCCGGGACUCAUGGGCCUCUUCCCCUGACCUCUAGCACACUCAUGGUGAGCAAGAAUCUACAGCAAGAUUCCCUCAGUAUGGUAGGCGACUGGCUCCCACCAAAAACAGGUGCUGUGGUUAUUGACAUGGGCACAGGCACCUGUAAGGUAGGCUUUGCAGGACAGUCCCAACCCACCUACACGGUGGCCACCAUCCUGGGUUGCCAGCCCAAGAAACAGGCUACCAAGGGCCAGUCAGAGCUGGAAACUUUUAUUGGAGAGGCAGCCCGCUCCCGCCCGGAACUGAGAUUGGUGAAGCCUAUCCGCAACGGCAUUGUGGUGGACUGGGAAGCAGCCGAACUAAUAUGGCGACACAUCCUGGAACAUGAUCUCCAAGUAGACACCCAGGACCACCCUCUACUGUUUUCGGAUCCACCCUUCAGCCCUGCCACCAACCGAGAGAAGCUAGUAGAAGUGGCCUUUGAGUCUCUGCGCUCCCCAGCCUUAUAUGUGGCAUCUCAAUCAGUAUUGUCAGUCUAUGCUCAUGGGCGUGUUAACGGACUUGUUGUGGACACUGGCCAUGGAGUCAGCUACACGGUGCCAGUUGUUCAGGGUUACAACCUACCCCAUGCCAUCCAACGCUUGGACCUGGCAGGCAACCAUCUUACUGCCUUCCUAGCAGAGAUGAUCCUGGGCUCCGGCUUCUCAUUGCAACAGGAGGACCUGGACUUGGUAGAGAACAUUAAACAUCGUUACUGCUAUUUGGCCCCAGAUUUCAAAAAGGAACAGGCCCGCACAGAUCAGGAGUGCAAGCAAACCCUGAAGCUUCCUGAUGGACGGACUGUUACUCUGGGAAAGGAGUUAUUCCAGUGCCCAGAGCUCCUAUUCAAUCCCCCAGAGAUUCCAGGAUUGUCGCCCAUGGGCCUCCCAGCCAUGGCUGAAGAGAGCCUCCUCAAGGUGCCUCAGGAGCUACGGCCCCACGUGGCCCAGAAUGUGAUCUUAUGUGGAGGCUCCUCACUCUUCACCGGCCUGGAGGGUCGCUUCAGGGCAGAGCUACUGCAUUCUCUGUCCCCUGAGGACCACGUAGUGGUGAUGGCACAGCCUAACAGGAACCUCUCCGUGUGGAUUGGGGGCUCCAUUCUGGCCUCACUGCAUGCUUUCCAGUCCUGUUGGGUCCUGCGGGAACAAUAUGAAGAAAGGGGACCCCAGGUUGUAUACCGAAAGUGCUACUAACAUGGGACAAGGUGGGAAGGGCUAAGGGCAGUAAAGCUUUCUUGGCAAGCAAA
Molecule: messenger RNA, 2039 nt
Organism: Arvicanthis niloticus (Nile rat)
Lineage: Eukaryota; Metazoa; Chordata; Mammalia; Rodentia; Muridae
Source: RefSeq, a predicted model, not a curated record